Molecule: messenger RNA, 4301 nt
Organism: Pteronotus mesoamericanus
Lineage: Eukaryota; Metazoa; Chordata; Mammalia; Chiroptera; Mormoopidae
Gene: PACS1
Product: phosphofurin acidic cluster sorting protein 1
Exons: 24
Coding region: 169-3054 (961 amino acids)
Biological process (GO): protein localization to plasma membrane
Molecular function (GO): transmembrane transporter binding
Source: RefSeq, a predicted model, not a curated record
AGGCCCCGCGCCUGCGUGCAGCCUCUCGCUCGCUCGCGCGCUCGGGCGGGCGGGCUGAGGAGACGAGUCGAGCCCCCGCCGCUGCUGCCGCCCGGGGGAAAAACCUGGGCGUCCGCUUGGCGUUGCCUCGAUUGCCAUAACCCCGCGCCCCUCACCCGCGGCCGGGCCAUGGCGGAACGCGGAGGGGUGGGCGGUGGUCCCGGAGGCGCCGGGGGUGGCAGCGGCCAGCGGGGCUCUGGGGUCGCCCAGUCUCCGCAGCAGCAGCCAGCGCCGCAGCAGCCGACGCCGCAGCAGCCAACGCCCCCCAAGCUGGCCCAGGCCACCUCAUCGUCCUCGUCCACCUCGGCGGCGGCCGCCUCCUCCUCGUCUUCGUCCACCUCCACCUCCAUGGCCGUAGCGGUGGCCUCGGGUUCCGCGCCUCCGGGCGGCCCGGGGCCAGGCCGCACCCCCGCCCCGGUGCAGAUGAACCUGUACGCCACCUGGGAGGUGGACCGGAGCUCGUCCAGCUGCGUGCCCAGGCUGUUCAGCUUGACCCUGAAGAAGCUUGUUAUGCUGAAAGAAAUGGACAAAGAUCUUAACUCCGUGGUCAUUGCUGUGAAGCUACAGGGUUCAAAAAGGAUUCUUCGCUCCAACGAGAUCAUCCUUCCAGCCAGUGGACUGGUGGAAACAGAGCUCCAAUUAACCUUCUCCCUUCAGUACCCUCACUUCCUGAAGCGAGAUGCCAACAAGCUGCAGAUCAUGUUGCAAAGGAGAAAGCGUUACAAGAACCGGACCAUCUUGGGCUAUAAGACCCUGGCUGUGGGACUUAUCAACAUGGCGGAGGUGAUGCAGCACCCGAAUGAAGGCGCGCUGGUGCUGGGCCUGCACAGCAACGUGAAGGACGUCUCUGUGCCUGUGGCAGAAAUAAAGAUCUACUCCCUGUCCAGCCAGCCCAUUGACCACGAAGGAAUCAAAUCCAAGCUGUCCGAUCGCUCUCCUGAUAUUGACAAUUAUUCUGAGGAAGAGGAGGAGAGUUUCUCGUCAGAACAGGAAGGCAGUGACGAUCCACUGCAUGGGCAGGACCUGUUCUAUGAAGAUGAGGACCUACGGAAGGUAAAGAAGACCCGGAGGAAACUCACCUCAACCUCCGCCAUCACAAGGCAACCUAACAUCAAACAGAAGUUUGUGGCCCUCCUGAAGCGGUUUAAAGUUUCAGAUGAGGUGGGCUUUGGGCUGGAACACGUGUCCCGGGAGCAGAUCCGCGAGGUGGAAGAGGACUUGGAUGAACUGUAUGACAGUCUGGAGAUGUACAACCCCAGUGACAGUGGCCCUGAAAUGGAGGAGACGGAGAGCAUCCUUAGCACUCCAAAGCCCAAGCUCAAGCCCUUCUUUGAGGGGAUGUCGCAGUCCAGCUCACAGACGGAGAUCGGCAGCCUCAACAGCAAGGGCAGCCUCGGCAAAGACACCACCAGCCCUAUGGAAUUGGCUGCUCUAGAAAAAGUCAAAUCUGCGUGGAUUAAAAAUCAAGAUGACAGCUUGACUGAAACAGAAACUCUGGAGAUCACUGACCAGGACGUGUUUGGAGACGGGAGCACCAGUCUGGUUGUGCCAGAGAAAGUCAGGACACCCAUGAAGUCCAGCAGAACAGAUCUCCAAGGCUCUGCCUCGCCCAGCAAAGUGGAAGGGGGACACACCCCCCGGCAGAAGAGGAGCACGCCCCUGAAGGAGCGGCAGCUCUCCAAGCCCUUGAGUGAGAGGACCAACAGCUCCGACAGCGAGCGGUCCCCAGACCUCGGCCACAGCACACAGAUUCCAAGAAAGGUGGUGUAUGACCAACUGAAUCAGAUCCUGGUGUCAGAUGCUGCCCUCCCAGAAAAUGUCAUCCUCGUGAACACCACAGACUGGCAGGGCCAGUACGUGGCAGAGCUGCUCCAGGACCAGCGGAAGCCUGUCGUGUGCACCUGUUCCACCGUGGAGGUCCAGGCCGUGCUGUCCGCCCUGCUCACCCGUAUCCAACGCUACUGCAACUGCAACUCCUCGAUGCCGAGGCCAGUGAAGGUGGCAGCCCUGGGCGGCCAGACGUACCUAAGCUCUAUCCUCCGGUUCUUCGUCAAGUCGCUGGCCAGCAAGACCUCCGACUGGCUUGGCUACAUGCGCUUUCUCAUCAUUCCCCUCGGUUCUCACCCUGUGGCCAAAUACUUGGGCUCAGUCGACAGUAGAUACAGCAGCACCUUCCUUGAUUCUGCCUGGAGAGACCUGUUCAGCCGCUCGGAGCCCCCAGUGUCAGAGCAACUGGACGUGGUGGGGCGGGUGAUGCAGUACGUCAACGGGGCGGGCGUGACGCACCAGCUUCCUGUGGCUGAAGCCAUGCUGACCUGCAGGCAUAAGUUCCCUGAUGAAGACUCAUAUCAGAAGUUUAUCCCCUUCAUUGGUGUGGUGAAGGUGGGUCUGGUUGAAGACUCUCCUUCCACUACAGGUGAUGGGGACGACUCACCUGUGGUCAGCCUUACCGUGCCCUCCACCUCACCGCCCUCCAGCUCAGGCCUGAGUCGAGAUGCCACAGCCACCCCGCCAUCCUCCCCGUCCAUGAGCAGUGCCCUGGCCGUUGUGGGGAGCCCCAACAGUCCGUAUGGGGACGUGAUUGGCCUCCAGGUGGACUACUGGCUGGGCCACCCCGGGGAGCGGAGGAGGGAAGGUGACAAGAGAGACGCCAGCUCCAAGAACACCCUCAAGAGCGUCUUUCGCUCAGUACAGGUUUCCCGCUUGCCCCAUGGUGGGGAGGCCCAGCUUUCUGGCACCAUGGCAAUGACUGUGGUCACCAAAGAGAAGAACAAGAAAGUUCCUACCAUCUUCCUGAGCAAGAAACCUCGAGAAAAAGAGGUGGAUUCUAAGAGCCAGGUCAUCGAAGGCAUCAGCCGCCUCAUUUGCUCUGCCAAGCAGCAGCAGACCAUGCUGAGAGUGUCCAUCGACGGAGUCGAGUGGAGUGACAUCAAGUUCUUCCAGCUGGCGGCCCAGUGGCCCACCCAUGUCAAGCACUUUCCAGUGGGACUGUUCAGUGGCAGCAAGACCACCUGAGGGCACUGUCUCCAGGCCACUCCCUCCUGGCAUUGCCACCAGCCUCGCCACCUGCGGGCAGGAGGAGGCCAGCGGGCCCAGGCUCAGCACCCCUUCCCUGGUGCGGGGCCUGCGUCUCCCUCGCCCAGUCCUGAAGGACACUGCCACUGGGGACACUGCCCCUCCCCACUGCUCCGUCCCCUGGGGCAGACCCCUCCCUUCUCCGCAGCCCCACCCCCAAGGCAUGUUGAUUUUGCCUUGUGGCACCCGGUCCCUGGAAUUGAGUCCUCCAGGCCUGCCUUCCCCUGACUCCCAACCUCUUCCCCCCACGUGGCACCAGUUCUCUUCGCUGAAAUAGGAAACCUGGCGGGGAGCCCAGCCCUCCCCUUGCCCUCCCUACAGCCCAGCUGAUGGAGCUGCUCAGGCUGAGCCCUCGGGACCCUCCCCGCCUCGCUCCCAGGACUUCUGUGGGAGUGCUGUGUAUUCUGCGAGGGAGAGGCCUUUCUGGUCUCCCCCACACGCAUCUUCACCGCCCCGCCAGGCCCCCUGUAGCUGCGGCCUGGGUCCUGAGCAUUUCUUUGGUUCUUUGCACGGCCAGUCUCUUGGUAGUCCCAUGUGACUCACCUGGGCACCGGUCCCUGUCCUGUGCUUCCCCUUGUUGAUUCUCCCUCUGCCUCCCCCCCACCCCCAGCACACUCUUGUCUCUUCCUGAAGUUCUGGACUCUGCAGGAGGGGGCAGACCCCCAUCGGUGCGUUGUCUGUGGCGCCCCAGCCCCUUUACCCUCGUUCCCAGCACGUCCCUCUGCCCCGCUGUUCGUGCCGUGUUCUUCGCCUCACUCCUGGGCCCCUGGUCUGGGCCAAGACCCCAUUCUCCCAGCGCGGGGUCCCUUCCACAGGCUUCAUUCCUUCCCUCUCCCCGCGGGCUCAGGGUCUGAGCUUCUCCCCAGCCUCAGCCUGAGUCAGCCUUCUCAGGAGAGGCUGAGCACACUGGGUCAAGAUCCCAGCCACAGCCCUCCGUUCCCCACCAGCACCUCCAGAACUUGAUCGUUGCCCUCUCACCCCUUCCAGAAGUUUGCACAGAACUUCAUUUUGAAAAGUCUCUCAUUCUCCAUACCUCCCCCGCACUGCUCCAGCCCUGACGCACGGCUCAGCCCGGCCGCCCUGAGCGCCUCCCAGGCGCGUGGCACUCCCAGCCGGAGGGAGUGAGGAGCAGGAGGGACCGAGUGGAUGCUGGGUUUUUCAUUGAAUAAACCGGUGAUUUCUUACCA